Molecule: messenger RNA, 2089 nt
Organism: Corylus avellana
Lineage: Eukaryota; Viridiplantae; Streptophyta; Magnoliopsida; Fagales; Betulaceae
Product: tubulin beta-5 chain
Biological process (GO): microtubule-based process
Cellular component (GO): microtubule
Molecular function (GO): GTPase activity; structural constituent of cytoskeleton; GTP binding
Source: RefSeq, a predicted model, not a curated record
UCGUAGGGUUCGUUUCCUUCCAAUUCUCUCACUCCUCAUUUUCCAUUUCUCUCUCUCCAGUUCUUGCUGAUCUCAAAUUUCUCUACAGGGAAAAAAAUGAGAGAGAUCCUUCAUGUUCAAGGUGGACAGUGUGGAAACCAGAUCGGUUCCAAGUUCUGGGAAGUUGUUUGUGACGAGCAUGGCAUUGAUCCGACUGGAAGGUACAUUGGGACCUCGGAUCUGCAGUUGGAGCGUGUCAAUGUUUACUAUAAUGAAGCUUCUUGUGGGAGGUUUGUUCCCCGUGCUGUUCUCAUGGAUUUGGAGCCUGGCACUAUGGACAGUGUUCGCACUGGUCCAUAUGGCCAGAUCUUUCGUCCUGAUAACUUUGUUUUUGGACAAUCUGGUGCUGGAAACAAUUGGGCCAAAGGGCACUACACUGAGGGUGCAGAGCUUAUUGAUUCUGUUCUUGAUGUUGUGAGAAAGGAGGCUGAGAACUGUGACUGUCUUCAAGGUUUUCAAGUGUGUCAUUCCUUGGGUGGAGGAACUGGUUCUGGAAUGGGUACCUUGCUUAUCUCAAAAAUUCGGGAGGAGUACCCCGACAGGAUGCUGCUUACAUUCUCUGUGUUCCCAUCACCAAAGGUUUCAGACACAGUGGUUGAGCCAUACAAUGCUACACUUUCUGUUCAUCAGCUUGUUGAGAAUGCAGAUGAGUGUAUGGUGCUGGAUAAUGAGGCUUUAUAUGAUAUCUGCUUCAGGACUCUUAAGUUGACUACUCCCAGCUUUGGUGACCUGAACCACUUGAUCUCUGCAACCAUGAGUGGGGUCACUUGCUGCCUCAGGUUUCCUGGUCAACUCAACUCUGACCUCCGAAAACUUGCUGUAAAUCUGAUCCCCUUUCCUCGUCUCCACUUCUUCAUGGUUGGAUUUGCUCCUUUGACCUCCCGUGGGUCCCAGCAAUAUCGUGCCCUAACUGUCCCGGAAUUGACCCAACAAAUGUGGGAUGCUAAGAAUAUGAUGUGCGCUGCUGACCCAAGGCAUGGACGCUACCUCACCGCGUCUGCCAUGUUUAGGGGAAAGAUGAGCACCAAGGAAGUUGAUGAGCAGAUGAUUAAUGUUCAAAACAAGAACUCCUCCUACUUCGUGGAGUGGAUCCCGAACAAUGUGAAAUCAAGUGUAUGUGACAUUCCACCCAAGGGGUUGUCCAUGGCAUCCACCUUCAUUGGAAAUUCAACCUCCAUCCAAGAAAUGUUCAGGAGAGUCAGUGAACAGUUCACUGCCAUGUUCAGGAGGAAAGCUUUCUUGCACUGGUAUACUGGUGAAGGAAUGGACGAAAUGGAAUUUACAGAAGCUGAGAGCAAUAUGAACGAUCUUGUGUCCGAGUACCAGCAGUACCAGGAUGCCACUGCUGAUGAGGAAGGGGAGUAUGAGGACGAGGAAGAGGAAGGAAUGGAGCCAAUGUGAUCUCGAAUAAAGUAGAGUCAAUAUCCCUUCCCUUGCGGCAGCACUAUGGUAUAUGACGCAGAAGUAUGUUUUACUUUACUCCAUUUGUCUCAAAUGAAAAAUCUUUGUUAAUUUUGUUUGGGGCGGGAUAUUGAUUUGAUACACUACCAAAUGGAGUAACAAGAUUCCCAAAUACAAAAUUAACAAAGAUUCUCAUAGAGACAAAUGAGUAAACAUACUAAUAAUGCAUCCUAUGUUGUAGCGUAGCCACGAGAGAUAUUGACUUGAUACACUAUUCGAGUUUACAUCUCCUGUAUUUCUUCCUCUUCAGGGUCUUGUUACUUGGUUGUCACCUGGAGAGUAUGUAAAAUGUCUUCUCUAUCUCUCUCCAAGUUAUAUAUAGUGUUAAUGGUGGUGGAUGAAGCGGAAAAGGUUUGGCAGUUGUUUGCCAGGAGUCAUGCUUUCCAGAUAUGUUCCUUUUUUUACACUUUCUCCAUUACCAUCUUUUCCAUAUUAGUCGAUGUAAUAUCACAUGGCUUUGCAGUGUCUAAUUUACAUUCUCUGUUUCCUGCUUUCCAUGUUCAGAGUUGAUUUGGUAUCUUGAUAUUUGUUUAAUGUAAUCUAGUCUUUUGGCAGUGAGUAAUAAAAGUAGGAACAAUUUGUUACAUUA